Molecule: messenger RNA, 4250 nt
Organism: Lepus europaeus (European hare)
Lineage: Eukaryota; Metazoa; Chordata; Mammalia; Lagomorpha; Leporidae
Gene: MSH6
Product: mutS homolog 6
Exons: 10
Coding region: 86-4165 (1359 amino acids)
Biological process (GO): mismatch repair
Cellular component (GO): MutSalpha complex; nucleus
Molecular function (GO): ATP binding; mismatched DNA binding; ATP-dependent DNA damage sensor activity
Source: RefSeq, a predicted model, not a curated record
UCCCGCCAGCAGGAGCCGCGCGCUAGAUGCGGUGCCUUCAGGCGCUCCUUGCCGACAGAACGGUUGGGCCUCGGCGACCGUCGCUAUGUCGCGACAGAGCACCCUGUUCAGCUUCUUCCCCAAGACUCCGCCGCCGAACAAGUCCCCGGGCAGGGCUUCACGAGACGGCGGCGGCGCCCGCGCUGCCACGGGGGCCUCCGCUUCCCCCAGCGGGGAUGAGGCCUGGAGCGAGGCUGGGCCUGGGCCCAGGCCCCUGGCGGACUCUGCGUCGUCACCAAAGGCGAGGAACCUGAACGGAGGGCUUCGCAGGUCAGCGGCGCCCGCCGUCCACGUCAGUUCUUGUGACUUCUCACCAGGUGAUUUGGUUUGGGCCAAGAUGGAGGGUUACCCCUGGUGGCCUUGUCUGGUGUACAACCACCCCUUUGAUGGAACAUUCAUCCGCCAGAAAGGGAAAUCAGUUCGUGUCCAUGUACAGUUUUUUGAUGACAGCCCAACAAGAGGCUGGGUUAGCAAAAGGCUGUUAAAGCCAUACACAGGUUCAAAAUCGAAGGAAGCCCAGAAGGGAGGUCAUUUUUAUAGUUCAAAGCCUGAAAUACUGAGAGCAAUGGAACGCGCAGAUGAAGCCUUAAAUAAAGACAAAAUUAAGAGGCUUGAAUUGGCAGUGUGUGAUGAGCCCUCAGAGCAAGAGGAGGAGGAAGAGAUGGAGGUAGCUCCAACUUACGCAUCAGAUAAGAGUGAAGAAGAUAAUGAGAUUGAGAGUGAAGAGGAAGUGCAGCCUAAAUUGCAAGGAUCUAGGCGAAGUAGCCGCCAAAUAAAAAAACGAAGGGUCAUUUCAGACUCUGAGAGUGACGUUGGUGGCUCUGAUGUGGAAUUCAAGCCAGAUGCUAAGGAGGAAGGAAGCAGUGAUGAAGUUAGCAGUGCAAUGGGUGACAGUGAUAGUGAAGGCCUGGACAGCCCUGUUAAAGUUGUUCCCAAGCGAAAGAGAAUGGUGACUGGAAAUGGGUCUCUUAAAAGGAAGAAUUCAAGGAAGGAGAUGCCCUCAGCCACCAAGCGAGCACCUGGCAUUUUGGCAGAAACCAAGAGUACUUUGAGUGCUUUCUCUGCUCCUCAGAAUUCUGAGUCCCAUGCCCAGGUUAGUGGAGGAGGAGGUGAUGACAGUGGUCGCCCCACUACCUGGUACCAUGAAACUUUAGAGUGGCUUAAAAAGGAAAAGAGAAGAGAUGCACACAGGAGGCGGCCCGAUCACCCCGACUUUGAUGCAUCCACGCUCUAUGUGCCUGAAGAUUUCCUGAAUUCCUGUACUCCUGGCAUGAGGAAGUGGUGGCAGAUUAAGUCUCAGAACUUUGAUCUUGUCAUCUUCUAUAAGGUGGGGAAGUUUUAUGAACUGUAUCAUAUGGAUGCUCUUAUUGGCGUCAGUGAACUGGGGCUGGUAUUCAUGAAAGGCAACUGGGCGCAUUCUGGUUUUCCUGAAAUUGCUUUUGGCCGAUAUUCGGAUUCCUUGGUGCAGAAGGGCUAUAAAGUAGCACGCGUUGAACAGACUGAAACCCCAGAAAUGAUGGAGGCAAGAUGCCGAAAGAUGGCACACAUAUCUAAACAUGACAGAGUGGUAAGGAGGGAGAUUUGUAGGAUCAUCACCAAGGGUACACAGACCUACAGUGUGCUGGAAGGUGACCCUUCUGAGAACUACAGUAAGUUUCUUCUUAGCCUGAAGGAGAAAGAGGAAGAUUCUUCUGGCCACACUCGUGUGUAUGGUGUGUGCUUUGUUGACACGUCACUGGGGAAGUUUUCCAUAGGUCAGUUUGCAGAUGACCGCCAUUGCUCUAGGUUUAGGACCCUAGUGGCACACUAUCCUCCAGCGCAAGUCUUGUUUGAGAAAGGAAAUCUCUCAGUCGAAACCAAGGCAGUCCUGAAGGGCUCAUUAUCCUCUUCUCUUCAGGAGGGUCUGAUACCAGGCUCCCAGUUUUGGGAUGCAGCCAAAACUCUGAGAACUCUCCUUGAAGAAGGGUAUUUUACAGAAAAGUCAAAUGAGAGUGGGGUGCUGUUACCCCAGGUGCUUAAAGGUAUGACCUCAGAGUCUGAUUCCAUUGGGUUGACGCCAGGAGAGAGGAGUGAAUUGGCUCUCUCUGCUCUUGGUGGUUGUGUCUUCUACCUCAAAAAAUGCCUUAUUGAUCAGGAGCUUUUAUCAAUGGCUAAUUUUGAAGAAUAUAUUCCUUUAGAUUCUGACAUGGUCAGUGCUGCAAGACCUGGUGCUGUCUUCUCUAAAGCCAGUCAGCGAAUGGUGCUAGAUGCAGUGACCUUAAACAACUUGGAGGUUUUUCUGAAUGGGACAAAUGGCUCUACUGAAGGGACCUUGUUAGAGAAGAUUGAUACUUGCUACACUCCCUUUGGUAAGCGGCUCCUCAAGCACUGGCUUUGUGCCCCACUCUGUAGCCCUUGUGCUAUCAAUGAUCGUCUAGAUGCCAUAGAAGACCUCAUGGCCGUGCCUGAUAAAGUCUCUGAAGUUGUAGACCUUCUGAAGAAGCUUCCAGAUCUUGAAAGGCUUCUGAGUAAAAUUCACAACGUUGGGUCUCCCCUAAAGAGCCAAAACCACCCAGACAGUAGGGCUAUAAUGUAUGAAGAAACUACAUACAGCAAAAAAAAGAUAAUUGAUUUUCUUUCUGCUCUUGAAGGAUUCAAAACAAUGUGUAAGAUUGUAGAGGUUAUGGAAGACGUCGUCGAUGACUUUAAGUCAAAACUCCUGAAGCAGGUCAUAACUUUGCAGACAAAAAACCCUGAAGGCCGUUUUCCUGAUUUGACUAUGGAACUGCACCGAUGGGAUACGGCCUUUGACCAUGAAAAGGCUCGGAAGACUGGACUCAUUACUCCCAAAGCAGGAUUCGACAGUGAUUAUGACCAAGCUCUUGCUGAUAUAAGAGAAAAUGAACAGAGCCUCCUGGACUACUUAGAGAAACAACGCAGUCGAAUUGGCUGUAGGACCAUAGUCUACUGGGGGAUUGGUAGGAACCGCUACCAGCUGGAAAUCCCAGAGAAUUUCACCACCCGCAAUUUGCCAGAAGAGUAUGAGUUGAAAUCUACCAAGAAAGGCUGCAAAAGAUACUGGACCAAAACUAUUGAGAAGAAAUUGGCCAAUCUGAUAAACGCAGAAGAACGGAGAGACGUAUCACUGAAGGACUGCAUGCGACGACUAUUCUACAACUUUGAUAAAAACUACAAGGACUGGCAUUCUGCUGUAGAGUGCAUCGCAGUGCUGGAUGUCUUACUGUGCCUUGCUAACUACAGUCGAGGGGGUGAUGGCCCUAUGUGCCGUCCAGUAAUUCUGUUGCCAGGAGAAAACACGCCUCCCUUCUUAGAGCUUAAAGGAUCACGCCACCCCUGCAUUACCAAGACAUUUUUUGGAGAUGAUUUUAUUCCUAACGACAUUCUAAUAGGCUGUGAGGAAGAUGAGGAGGAAAAUGGCAAAGCCUAUUGUGUGCUUGUUACUGGACCGAAUAUGGGGGGCAAGUCUACCCUCAUGAGACAGGCUGGCCUAUUAGCUGUAAUGGCUCAGAUGGGUUGUUAUGUACCUGCUGAAGUGUGUAGGCUCACGCCAAUUGAUAGAGUGUUUACUAGACUCGGUGCCUCAGAUAGAAUAAUGUCAGGUGAAAGUACAUUUUUUGUGGAAUUGAGUGAGACGGCCAGCAUACUUACACAUGCAACAGCACAUUCCCUGGUUCUUGUAGAUGAAUUAGGAAGAGGUACUGCAACCUUUGAUGGGACAGCAAUAGCCAAUGCAGUUGUUAAAGAACUUGCUGAGACUAUUAAGUGUCGUACUUUGUUUUCUACUCACUACCAUUCAUUAGUAGAAGAUUAUUCUCAAAAUGAUGCUGUGCGUCUAGGACAUAUGGCAUGCAUGGUAGAAAAUGAGUGUGAAGACCCCAGUCAGGAGACUAUUACCUUCCUCUAUAAAUUCAUUAAGGGAGCUUGUCCCAAGAGCUAUGGCUUCAAUGCAGCAAGACUUGCUAAUCUUCCAGAAGAGGUCAUUCAAAAGGGACACAGAAAAGCCAGAGAAUUUGAGAAGAUGACUCAAUCACUGCGAUUAUUUCGGGAAGUUUGCCUGGCUAGUGAGAGGUCGACUGUAGAUGCUGACGCGCUCCAUAAGUUGCUGACUUUGAUUAAGGAAUUAUAGACUACACUUGGAAGCUUUGACUUUUGACAAAGGUGGUAAAUUCACACAACAUUAUGAUCUAAUAAACUUUAUUUUUUAAAAAUGA